This is a messenger RNA of Hydra vulgaris (swiftwater hydra), 1619 nucleotides long. RefSeq names its product alpha-1,3/1,6-mannosyltransferase ALG2. Gene Ontology annotation, molecular function: GDP-Man:Man(1)GlcNAc(2)-PP-Dol alpha-1,3-mannosyltransferase activity; alpha-1,3-mannosyltransferase activity. Gene Ontology annotation, cellular component: endomembrane system. NCBI's taxonomy places the organism in Eukaryota, Metazoa, Cnidaria, Hydrozoa, Anthoathecata, Hydridae. The record is from RefSeq and is a predicted model, not a curated record.
UCUUAUGAAAUAGUAAGAAAUAAUGAUAAGUAGUAAUGACCAAAUAAAUAGUUUAAAGAUAACAAGUAAAAUUGUUAUAAUUGGAAUUGAGUUAUUGAUUUUUUUGAAAUAGAAAACUUUUAACACUUAGUUAUCCGUUACUAUGGUAAUUGUUGCAUUUAUCCAUCCCGAUCUUGGAAUAGGUGGUGCAGAGCGAUUAGUAUGUGAUGCAGCUUUGGCACUCAAAAAGCAAGGUCAUAUUGUGCAAAUAUUUACUUCACAUCAUGAUUCGAAACAUUGUUUUAAUGAAACAAUAGAUGGAACACUUUCAGUUAAAGCUGUUGCGGAUUGGUUACCAAGGCAAACCUUUGGAAGAUUCUAUGCCUUUUGGGCUUACAUUAGAAUGAUAACAGUUGCUUUGUAUCUAAUAUUUCUUUCUGAUUAUAAACCUGACAUAUUUAUUUGUGACCAAAUAUCAGCAUGUAUUCCGAUACUAAAACUAAAUCGACAAGCUCGUAUAAUUUUUUAUUGCCAUUAUCCAGAUAUGUUGUUAACAAAACGAGAGACACUCAUAAAAAAGUUAUAUAGAUUUCCUAUUGAUUGGUUAGAGGAAUUUACUACAGGUCUUGCUGAUACAGUUUUGGUAAACAGUAACUUCACAUCAGAAACAUUUCAUCGUUCUUUUACAACAUUGUUUAGCAUUCAACCUAAAGUGCUCUAUCCAAGUUUAAAUUUUGAAUCCUUUAAACAAAUGGACACUCAAAAACGAAAAGAACUCAUAGAGGCCUAUUUACCUCCAGGGAAAGAGUUUAUUUUUCUCAGUAUUAACCGAUAUGAGCGCAAGAAAAACCUUGCACUUUGUAUUAAUGCACUUAAAGAAUUAAAAAAGUUGUGUCUGCUCAAAACUUGGAAAAAGGUGCAUCUUAUUAUUGCUGGGGGUUAUGAUGAGCGAGUAACUGAGAACAAAGAGCAUUAUUUGGAACUACGCGAGCUUGCAGUAUCAUCUGGGGUGAGCGAAAACAUAACAUUUGUGUGUUCCAUAACUGAUGAACAAAAGGUUGCUCUGCUACAGACUGCCACAUGUCUUAUUUAUACUCCUAGUAAUGAACAUUUUGGUAUUGUACCUAUUGAAGCUAUGUAUAUGAAGUGUCCUGUAAUUGCAUGCAACAGUGGUGGCCCAAAAGAAACAGUACUACAUAAGGUUACUGGCUAUUUGUGCGAACCAAAACCUGAACACUUUGCUAGCUCACUCAUGACAUUUAUCAAUGGUGAUAAAAUAACUACUACCAUGGGUGAAAAUGGCUAUGAUAGAGUAAUUAAAAAUUUUUCAUUUGAUGCCUUUACAUUGAAGCUUGAUUCUUUGAUUAAAGAAUUAAGCGAUAAAAAAUUAGAUCGAAGCGAAUCCUGGAGUGUUAUUUUGUUUGUCUUUUUUUUGCUUUUACUGUAUAUCGUCCAUUGGUUAUUUUUGUAGUUAAGUUAUUUUUCUCAACAGCUUUUGUAAAGUUGUUUUUAAAUAUUUUUUUAAUAUAAUUUUAAUUGAAGCAUAAUUAGGUUAUUGUAUACUUAUUAUUUAUUUGAGUCAUUAUUUUGUUAUUCAGAAAUUUCUUUAUGACACUUAUGGUAAUUUAUUUUGUAAUCAA